AUGGCCUCGCUACAGGCGUUCAACAGCGGGCGGCUCGUGGCGGAGCGUGCCGCGCCGUCCAGGCGCAGUGCGACACGUAACCUGGUGCCUGUGAAGGCGCCGGCCGCUUGCGCAGCUCUCCAGCAGCGGCAGCGCCAGCAGCAGCAGCAGCAGAUCGGGCGCCGCGCGCGCCUGGCAGCGCCUGUCGCGGCGGCGGCGGUCUCCAGCCCGGACGUGGAGCAGGCCAGGACCGCCCGCCCUCUGACCCUGGUGCCGCUGACGCUCCCGCGGCAUAUAAUGCUGCUGCUGCUGCUGCUGCUGCUGCUGCUGCUGCUGCUGCUGCUGCUGCUGCUGCUGACCUUGCUGCUGCUGCUGCUGACCCUGCUGCUCCUGCUUACCGUGCUGAUGCUGCUGCUACUGCUGCUGCCGCUGCCGCCGCAGGACCUGGGGGCGGGCGUGCCCCGCGAGCUGCUAGAGGAGGCGAGCGCGGCCGGCCAGGCGGCGCGCGAGGGGGCGCUCAAGGGCGCGGUGGUGCUCUUCGUCUGCGCCGGCUACGGCAAGAAGCGCUUCAUUUACGAAAAGGCGCGCCAGCUGGGGGUGACUGCGGUGCUGGUGGACAGCCCCAACCACUGGGGCAAGGACUGCGUGGGCAGCGCCUUUGACGCGUUCCACCCCAUCGACCUGUCCCGCGACACCGAGAGCGUGCUGGAUGACAUCACUCGUGUGUACAACAAGCUGGUCGAGGAGCAUGGCGCGGUGCACGGCAUCUGCUCUUUCUCUGACCUGGCGCAGCCCCUGGUGGCCCGGCUGUGCGAGCGCCUGGGGUACCCCGCCAACAGCGUCGACGCCGUCGCGCGCGCCCGCAACAAGGACCAGACGCGUCAGGCCCUCAAGGUGCGCGGCCGCCCCUCGGCUUUUUUCGUUUCUAAGCGGACGUUAGAGCCGAAAGCGAGGCCGAGGCGCGCUGCGGGCCGGCGCGCUGCUGGCGCGGCCGGGGACGCGGCCGGCGCGCGUCCGUCUGCGGCGCGUGAUGUACGCGGGCGAGCUGGCAGCGUCGCGUUGGGCGGACAAAAGAGCAGCGGGGCCGUGGCACGGGCCGUGGCACGCACAGCCGCCUGA
This is a messenger RNA of Monoraphidium neglectum, 1098 nucleotides long. RefSeq lists its product as hypothetical. Gene Ontology annotation, molecular function: carnosine synthase activity; ATP hydrolysis activity. NCBI's taxonomy places the organism in Eukaryota, Viridiplantae, Chlorophyta, Chlorophyceae, Sphaeropleales, Selenastraceae. Gene Ontology annotation, biological process: carnosine biosynthetic process. The transcript has 6 exons. The coding region runs from base 1 to 1098 and encodes 365 amino acids. The record is from RefSeq and is a predicted model, not a curated record.